This is a messenger RNA of Manduca sexta (tobacco hornworm), 2812 nucleotides long. RefSeq names its product 4-hydroxybenzoate polyprenyltransferase, mitochondrial (gene Coq2). Gene Ontology annotation, molecular function: prenyltransferase activity. Bases 436 to 1593 code for a protein of 385 amino acids. The record is from RefSeq and is a predicted model, not a curated record. NCBI's taxonomy places the organism in Eukaryota, Metazoa, Arthropoda, Insecta, Lepidoptera, Sphingidae. Gene Ontology annotation, biological process: ubiquinone biosynthetic process. Gene Ontology annotation, cellular component: mitochondrial inner membrane. The transcript is spliced from 7 exons.
CGAAGAAUUGGACUCUUAUUGGAUUUUAUAUGGUCUAAAGAAAUUAACUAAAAUAUUAAAUAUUAUGUACUUAUUAUUUUUGUGAUUCAACGUCUUUAAUAAAAAUCUAAUCUAUUUUCCUUUGCAAAUAUCAUGAAAAAGUAAAAAUUAAAAACAAUCUUGUGGCUUGAACAGGCGGUAUAUUUUUAAAUCGUGUACAAUUGAUAAAGUUAAUUAAACAAACCAUUGUGUUAUCGGGAAGUGCAUAAGACUAAUAAAAAUUGUGUUAAAAUAAAUUUCAAGGAAUUACUACUUUCGAGUAACUGAUGUGUUCCGUGUUAUUAACCUUCAUGGACAGAAUGUGUUUUUAAGUGGUUUUCAAUGUAUAAACUUGUAAGGAUCCCAGGUUUUAGUCAUUAAAUACGUUUAUGUUUAAGGUUACCGCCAUAGUCCAUAAUGUUCAAAUCAAACCAAAUCAUCCAAAUGGGGAGGUUCCUACAAAAUCUGAAAAUACCCUCAUCCGCACAAUGCGUGUGUUACCACAGUCAAUAUGUUCAGACCAGAGUGCAUUCGACGCACAGCGAUCAGCAUAGACAAAAAGUAGUCAUAGAGACCACAACGCCAAAGAUUGUUUUAGACAAAUUGGGUAUAGACAAGAGGGAGCAUAGAAAGGAGGUUUGGCGGGAUAAAAUAUUGCCGUAUGUCAAAUUGGCGAGAUGGGAUAAGCCUGUAGGUGUCUACCUCCUGUACUGGCCUUGUUCUUGGUCGAUAGCAUUGGCAACUGUCCCCGGGAACGUGCCUCUGCAAACCUCACUCCAAACAGCUGCUUUGUUCCUCGUUGGAGCUGGACUUAUGCGAGGAGCUGGAUGCACUAUAAACGACAUGUGGGACAGAGAUGUCGAUGCUCAGGUCGAACGAACGAAAGACCGUCCGUUGGUGACUGGCGAGGUGUCCAUGACCGGCGCCACAGUGUUCCUCGCGGCUCAGCUGUCUCUCGCACUCUCUGUGCUGUUACAGCUCAAUUGUUAUAGCGUGGUGUUGGGAGCGAGCAGUAUGCUUCUAGUAAUAACGUAUCCGCUAGCUAAAAGGUUUACAAACUACCCGCAAAUCUUACUCGGCGCCACGUUCAACUGGGGCGCGUUGUUGGGGUACAGUGCGGUCCAGGGUCAAAUAGACCCUGAAGUGUGUCUCCCGCUCUACGCAGGGUCUUUGGCGUGGACUGUAGUUUACGAUACUAUAUAUGCGCAUCAGGACAAAGCGGAUGACGCCCGUGUAGGCGUCAAGUCCACAGCGUUGACGUUCGGGACUCGCACUCGCGCCGCGCUGACGGCGACGCUGGGUGUGAGUGCCGCGUGUUUCGCGUGCGCGGGCGCAGCGGCGGGACUGUCGCACGCGUACUCGGGCGCGUUGGCCGCGUUCUCGGCCAUUCUGGCGCAUCAGAUCUACACGUUGGACACAGAAAACGCGCAAGAAUGCGCGGCCAAGUUCAAAUCGAACUCGUUACUCGGCGGUCUCAUCCUAUUGGGCAUACUGGGCGGUGGGUACCAUCAGUACAAAGAGAAUAGCAGGAAGCAACCGCAAGACGCUGAUAGUGCUAAGAGUUGCUUCUUUUAGUGGCUGGGGUUGGGGUGACAAGGGUGACAACGGGGGUGACAUCUGAUGAGGUUGACAAUUAAUAUCUUGAGAGGUCAUUUGAUGCAGGUGACAUCCAGUGAGGGAGACACCCGAAGGGGUGACAUUAGUCGGGGUGACACAUGGGGUGACAGGUAGGUCUCGUGUGGUGUCAAUCUUACAAGACAUCCGGCGAGGUUGACAUUGCGGGAGGGUGACACUUCAUGGGUGACAGGUGGGUUCCAUACGGUGUAGUCCGUUUGUGUAGUUACCACCGUCUAUUUUGCCAGUCCAUUUGUCCAGCAUUUAUAGUUCAAAAAUGAGGGUAGGUAUAUAUUUAGAUAAUUAAAAAUAGUGUAUGAAUUAUUAUAAAGUAUCAUUUUCAUUUGAAGGUAAUGAAUUAUUGCCAAUUUGUAGAGAUGGGUGGAUGAAAUAUUUUAAUAUAAUAACUAAAGGUUUUUUUGGUACAACAUGUAGGUAUCACCGAAUAUCGACCUUGAAACACCCUGUAUAGUCAGGAUAUAGUAGGGUAAGUUCGGAUCGGGUAAUACCGGUUAUCAAACUGCUAAACUGUAACCAAUUUAUUAGCAAAGAAAUGUUACAAAUUACUUAAAUAAAAUUGCAAAUAAUAUUCAAUAAGAUAUGUUCGCGUCGGCAGGCCGUGGGAUCGCUGGGCUGAUGGAAUAAAAGAAGUUGCUGGACUUUACGUUUUAUCACGCAGACUUACGUUCGUACAACGCGUCAUGUAACACUGUUUUUUUAAACUUAUAACAAAGGUAUUUUAGCGACUUUCCGGUAUUUUGCGUAACAUAAUUGUGAAUAUUAGGAAAACAAAUGUUAGCAGUAGUUGAUAUAACGGUUUUACCCCGCUGUCCGAAAUUACCCAACACAAAAAAAAAACAUUAUACCAUUAUAACGAUAGUUGUAUUUUUACUAUAAAAUGUGUUAUAAAAAAUCCACCUAUCUCGAAACAUCCUGUAUAGUUAUGUUGUUUUUAGGUGCUGUGACUAGUGAAGUAGAUAAUAUAGUUAAACUUAUUAAUAAUGAAAUUAUCAAAUGUAGAUACAGGGUGGUUCUAAAUGAAGGUAUCAAUAAAAGUCAAUAUUAUUUCUAACUUGUUGGUGAAGUGAGACUAUAAAAAUUGGAUUUUUUCAUCAAUAAUUUAGAAUAGCAACUCUAAAAGCAAAAUAUAGAUUAUUCUCGACUUAUUAAACAUUGCAAA